Suillus paluster is the source of this 1941-nucleotide messenger RNA. RefSeq lists its product as uncharacterized. Gene Ontology annotation, molecular function: oxidoreductase activity, acting on CH-OH group of donors; flavin adenine dinucleotide binding. The transcript has 14 exons. The record is from RefSeq and is a predicted model, not a curated record. The coding region runs from base 1 to 1941 and encodes 646 amino acids. Lineage: Eukaryota; Fungi; Basidiomycota; Agaricomycetes; Boletales; Suillaceae.
AUGAUCCAUAACCACGCAUUUGAAAAGCUGCUCGGCCUUUUAAACGUCAUUCAGGCCCGUGCUGGCACCCAAACAAGGCUUUUCUUUGGUGCGGCGGCCAGCGUCGUGACCUUGACGAUCAUCCUGAGGCAGCUCACCACAAAACAACCGAAGCUCAUAACAAACUAUGCGAAAGUAGCGAGGAAAGUCAAUGACAACGGACUUGAGUUUGACGAGUGGGACUUCAUCAUUGUUGGAGGAGGCACAGCAGGAUGUGUUCUGGCAUCACGUCUCUCUGAAAACCCGAACCUGCGGGUUCUACUCAUUGAGGCUGGCGGAAGCUCUAUGGAUGUCGUUGAAAGCAGGAUUCCCUCUGCAUUCUUGCAAUUAUUCCGCACACGAUUGGACUACAAUCUUUAUACCGAGCCCCAGCAGCAUGCAGGCAACAAGAAAAAAUAUUGGCCGCGCGCCAAACUCCUUGGAGGAUGCUCUGCUAUGAAUGCUAUGAUGGCACAAUACGGUGCACCGUCCGAUUUUGACGAGUGGGCGGAAAUUGCUGGUGAUGAAUCUUGGUCGUGGAACAAGUUCAGCAAGUAUUUCCGCAAAUUUGAGAAGUACAACCCAGACCCGCGCUUUCCACAUGUUGAUCCCCUCCUUCGUGGUGCCGAUGGGCCCGUCGAGAUUGGAUACAGCGCUCACAUCUGGCCUGGUUGUAAAGCAUUUGUCCAGGCGAGCAUGAACAUUGGCAUCCCUUUCUCGGCCGACUUCUGCACGACCAAAGGAACGAAGGGGACAAAUAAGUUAAUUUCUACAGAUCAAAAGAGCACUCGUGUGUCUACUGAGGCUGCAUACCUUACUGAUGACGUCCUCGCCCGUCCAAAUUUGACUGUCGCCACCUAUGCCCGUGUCACCAAGGUUCUCUUUGACACAUCCAUCGGAAUCCCACGCGCAACAGGUGUUGAGUUUGCCAGCAAAUCUGAUGUAGGCAAAGUCGGACCCAAGUUUCGUGUACGGGCGGCCAAGGAGGUUAUCGUCUCCGGCGGUGCCAUACACUCUCCACAGAUAUUGAUGCUUUCUGGCAUCGGUCCAGCUGCGCAACUUUCGCGUCACAACGUUCCGGUCGUGCUCGACGCUCCCGGUGUCGGUGCUAACCUCCUGGACCACCCAGCAGUCCCUAUCCGGUUCAAGGAAAAGACGGGAACAGCAUUUAACUAUCUCACGCCUUACAACUUGCGCACAACAUGCUUGUUCAUGCGUGAGUUACUGCGAUACCAACUGUGGGGCACUGGGCCAAUCGCUUCAAACAUCGGCGAGUCUGUAGCAUUUUUCCGAUCAGACGAUCCUGUACUCUUCCCACCCGCGGAGUACAACCAUGACAUCGAAGACGCCAAUUCAGGCCCAGACGCACCCGACAUCGAGAUCAUCAUGUGUACCGCCGCAGUACGCUCAUAUGGCGAACUUAUCGGGAAAUCUUUAUAUGCAUAUCAAAUGCUCGUUACUCUAUUACGUCCCACAAGCAAAGGAUCACUUAUUCUCCAGUCUGCUGAUCCUUGGGAUAACCCGCUCAUGGACCCUAGCUAUCUCGAAACCAAGCAUGACGUUGAUGUACUCGUUCGAGGCCUCCGUGCUGCCUUCAAAAUUGCACACGCAGCGCCCAUGUCAACCUCUGUCACCGACGUGCAUAGCACACACCCUGAACUUGAUCACCACUUCUCUACUCUCAGUGACGGAGAGCUGGCUGAUAUUGUCCGGGACCGCGUGGAGACGCUAUAUCACCCCAUAGGAACGUGUGCGAUGGGUCCUGGUGGCGUUGUGGAUUCGGACUUGCGUGUCAAGGGCACUCAGGGUCUCCGGGUAUGCGAUGCAAGUGUUUUCCCCAAGUUGGUUUCAGGACACCCGACUGGUGCGGUUAUUGCGACAGCGGAGAAGUUAGCGGAUGUUAUCAAGGCUCAAUACUCAUGA